Prunus mume (Japanese apricot) is the source of this 1933-nucleotide messenger RNA. The record is from RefSeq and is a predicted model, not a curated record. NCBI's taxonomy places the organism in Eukaryota, Viridiplantae, Streptophyta, Magnoliopsida, Rosales, Rosaceae.
CCUUCCCCUCUCUCUCUCUCUCUCUCCUCCCAUCUCUUCGAUCACUGAAUCACUAACCACACACAAUAUGUCCGGUUCGAUCCUUUUGGAACGGUCGAGAGACUUCUCGAAGCUUCUAUGCAGGUUCGUACUGACCCGACCCAUGGGCGGCGGGCCCCGGACCUUCCCGGGAGGCGUCACCAAAUGGAAAUGGAAGCGCAUGCACGAAAAACGAGCCAAAGAGAAGGAGAAGUGCCUCUUAGAACAAGAGAAACAGCUCUACGAGGCCCGUCUCCGCUCCCAAAUCCGGGCCAAAGUCGCCGGGAAACCCGACCCGUUUUCAAAUCAGGGUUCAGAAACCGGGCACAACCCUAUGAACCCCAACGAGCACCUUAAAGCCCUAGCAGAUCGGUUCAUGAAAGAAGGCGCAGAAGAUUUGUGGAACGAAAAGGAUGGGCCGAUUGAUGACCGGCCUCCACCGGUUGGCUCGGACGCACGGACGAGAUCGGUUACCGCACCGCCGUUAGACCUGAGGAAGCUGAUAUCGAAAGGUCGUGAUUUGGCGGGAAAUGGUAGAAGUGUAAACUUGAUAAAUUUGAGUGGCAAUCACGUUAGGGGUAGGAACUACUCAGUUCAGAGCCGAGGGCGCUUUCGAAGAAACGAUAAUUCAAGUGAUGAAGACUCGGAUUUUGAUUCAGAGGGUGAGUCCGUACAGCCCUUUGCUAAUGAGAAUUCGAAAUUUGGGAGAAAUGUGAGGAAAUUAGGGAAUAGUGCUUCAUUGGGAAAGUAUGAUGUGAAGAUUAUUAAGAGGAGGGUGCCCCUUAAUUCAUUAGACGAGGAGAGUGAUUUUGCGCAGCAGGUUGAGUCGAUAAGGUAUGAGCUUAGUAAGAAAAAUGCUGCUGGAAAUGAAGGAGGGGAGGAUAGGGAACUGGAGGAGACAAUUCUUAGUGGAAAGAGAUUUGAUGGGUGUGGUAUAUCUCCAUUGACAGUCAAGGCACUGACUUCUGCUGGCUAUAUUCAAAUGACAAGGGUACAGGAGGCUGCUCUUUCUGUUUGUCUUGAAGCAGGAAAAGAUGCAUUGAUCAAAGCUAAAACAGGCACCGGAAAAACUGCAGCUUUUGUGCUUCCUGCUAUUGAAGCAGUUGUGAAGGCUAAGACUAGCAAUACCAAUCAACGGGUGUCUCCAAUUCUUGUUCUUAUCCUCUGCCCUACAAGAGAACUUGCAAGUCAGAUAGCUGCAGAAACAAAUGUUUUGUUGAAGUACCAUGAUGGCAUAGGUCUGCAAACAUUAGUUGGGGGCACGCGAUUCAAAGAGGACCAGAAACGUCUAGAAUCAAAUCCAUGCCAGAUAAUAGUUGCAACUCCUGGCAGGUUGCUGGACCACAUUGAGAAUAAGUCAGGCUUGUCGGUGCGAUUGAUGGGACUGAAAAUGCUGAUACUUGAUGAAGCUGGGCACUUGUUAGACCUAGGAUUUCGGAAGGAUAUAGAGAAAAUUGUUGAUUGUUUGCCUCGUCAAAGGCAGUCCUUGCUCUUUACUGCAACAAUUCCAAAAGAGGUUCGCCGAAUAUCACAGCUUGUCUUGAAGAAGGACCAUGCCUUUGUUGACACAGUGGGUUUAGGUUGUGUUGAAACUCAUGAUAAGGUUAAGCAGUCAUGUCUUGUUGAACCACAUGAAUUGCAUUUUCAAAUAGUGCACCAGCUUCUGAUGGAGCAUAUCUCGCAAUCACCUGAUUAUAAGGUUAUUGUUUUCUGUACGACUGGAAUGGUAACAUCCCUCCUCUUUCAUGUUCUUCGUGAAAUGAAAAUGAAUGUUAAGGAGAUGCAUUCCAGGAAGCCUCAACUCUAUCGAACUCGUAUCUCUGAGGAAUUCAAGGUAUCAAAACGACUGAUUCUUGUUACCUCUGAUGUAUCCGCACGUGGAAUGAAUUAUCCUGAUGUUUCCUUAGUCAUUCAG